AAGGCCUCCAGCGAGUGCAAUGACCAAAACAUUUGGAACUGACCCCGGUCCUGUCAAACCAUCUGUGCUCAUAAAUUAGCCUUCUCCAGAUGCGGUUAAGUCAAAACAUUAAUAUUUGGAUUGCGUACAGAAUGAUGCAUUACUUUACAUUGUGAUCUGGAAUCAUUUCCAAACAGCUGCCUGUUUCUUAAGGUGCACCACUUAUCCGCACUGGGGAAGCAGCAGAGUCUUUCUAAAAGCCGACCUUAACAUAUCCCAGUGCGACCAAACUCCUCAGACCUGCAAAUUACACAUCAGUUCUGGAUGUGGAUUUGAAACAUAUGGUUAGUCAACGAUCUGAAAGCCAGACAUCUGUGUUGGAGUAACGAGGAGCAGAGCUGCUCUCUCCCCCUCUCUCGCUCCGGGUUUGUUGAGCUCGGAGACUUUGACCCUGUAGUACCGGGAUAGGGUUGGUUCAGAGUCGGACUCUCCAGCUUCUCUCCCAGGCAUGAUGACUCCGGGACCAGUUCUCUUGUUGCUGGCUCUGGCCCUCGUGGCCACUGUGGCCGGACAGGACUAUGACAACCGCAUGGAGAGCCACAUCGACCGCUCGAUACCCUGGAUCCACACCUUCCGCCAGGGGUUCAACUUCCAGUGCCCCCAGGGAGAGGUGCUGGUGGCCCUCCAGAGUGUCUUCAGCGAGAAGGAGGGGUCGGAUCGCCUCUGGGCCUUCGAGUGCCAGCCAACCCCUACCACACUGGGGCAUCCGUCGGAGUGCUGGUGGGAUGACACUAACCGUGCAGGCAUGGAAUGGUCUUCAACGUGCGGUAAUAACGGUCUGGUGGCGGGUGUCAUGAGCAAAUACUUUGAGUCUGUUCUCGACCGUGAGUGGUCAUUCUACUGCUGCCGCUACAGCCGCCGAUGCCCAUACUCCUGUUGGAAAUCCCUGGAGGUUCCUGAGCAGUACCGGGAGGAGGGAGAGUUUGUCAUCCCCAGCUAUGGAUACUUCAUAAGAGGAGCCCAGACCACCUUUGACGGAGUGCUCAGAGAUCGGCAGUGGAAGUACAUUGUGUGUAGGAUGACUGAUUUUGACUGUGAAUUUGAGAAUUUAUAAAUGUUUCUGAAGCCCAGCGGCGUCUCUCAGUUCAACAAGUACAACACAAUCCCACCCUCACCACACCACACAGCACAUUCCUGUUAAUGUCGGGGUCUGUCAUACUUUGCAUUCAUUGUGAAAAUGUAACUAUGCAUAAAUCUUCAUUCUAACUAGCUGAUAUUUGUUUUUGAUAAGUUACAUGUUUGAGAUGAAAAGACGUUUCAAGAAAGUCCUGUAUCAUGAUAUCUCAUUAUAUAGCACAACAUAUAAUUAGACUACAUGUCAUAAUAUCUCAAUGUAUAGCACUUACCUUUAAACAUGUAAGAUCAUGUUAAUCAGUGUAUAAAGUGACUGGCGUGACUGGUG
Messenger RNA from Esox lucius (northern pike), 1441 nucleotides. It is a transcript of the gene dpt, whose product is annotated as dermatopontin. Lineage: Eukaryota; Metazoa; Chordata; Actinopteri; Esociformes; Esocidae. Gene Ontology annotation, molecular function: extracellular matrix structural constituent. The transcript has 4 exons. The record is from RefSeq and is a predicted model, not a curated record. Bases 488 to 1093 code for a protein of 201 amino acids. Gene Ontology annotation, biological process: collagen fibril organization. Gene Ontology annotation, cellular component: extracellular matrix.